This is a messenger RNA of Caretta caretta (loggerhead turtle), 3664 nucleotides long. It is a transcript of the gene CYP1A1, whose product is annotated as cytochrome P450 family 1 subfamily A member 1. Gene Ontology annotation, biological process: progesterone metabolic process; hormone biosynthetic process. Lineage: Eukaryota; Metazoa; Chordata; Testudines; Cheloniidae. The record is from RefSeq and is a predicted model, not a curated record. Gene Ontology annotation, molecular function: iron ion binding; heme binding; steroid 17-alpha-monooxygenase activity.
CUGCCUCUGACUUUAAUCUGUUCAGUGGCUAAUUAGUGGUUAUGUCCCAGACUUGGGAUUUUAGGAAUCCUUGGGACUGGCUAUCAGACCCCCGCUUUUCUAAUAAUAAAAGGCAUUUUCACGUCGGUUUUCUGCUCAGCACCCUCCCCGCUCCCCAAAGGCAACCCGGGUCAAUUCCGGCUGUCCCGUUCUUUACAAUUGCAAUGGUAUGAAUAUUCCGUCCCUUCGGAGAUAAAUCAAAGGACAAUGCGGUUUCUCCUAUCCACGGGGGGUCAGUAACUUCAGGGGAGGAGGCUACUUCUAUGGCCACUGACGAGUGGCGAGGGAGGACGAGAAGCGAAGCGCUAAGCUGUCUGCGCUAAGGGGAAGGAUGUUUGCACAGAGAUCGCCCGAAGAAGAGCUCUGUGUAAGCUCCAAAGCUUGACUCUUUCACCAACAGAAGUUGGCCCAAUAAGAAGGUUACCACCACCUCUUUCUCUCACAGAUCACAGUGACAGCCGCUGGAAUGGCACCCCCUCGCCAUGGGGGGCUAGUGACACCCCCCUCCCCCCAGAAGGACUGCGCCGGGCAAUAGAAGAGAUGACAGGGCACAGCUGGCGCCAGCCUCUGUCCUGGACGCUAGUGUGUUGCUGUACAGGGUUGUUGGGGUGGAGGGUUAGGCCUGGUUGGGUAUUUUGCGCACCAAAGCCACCAGGCGCAUUCAGCACUCUCGGGAAACCCUCUGAGCUGAGCUCCUGAAGCCCUCACGAUCCCGGGCACAGAGAUACCCACCCGACCCGACCGCCUCCCCCUCUGCCAAUAGAGACUUCCCAGAGCUAGUGAACUCAAGAACCAGCAACAGCCGAGGCCGGGGGAUCCGGCUUUCCAGAAGCAGGAUGGAGGAGUCGGGCUCUUGCAUGGACUGAGCCAACCUCCCUUUCUCCUGCGCUUCCGACAGCAGGCGCAGCGGCCCCAGCGCUGGACAGCCCCUGCUUCUUGCACUGAUAUCUCUCUGCGCUGCGGCUUGGAGGCGAAUCCCUGGCGCUCUCCAGGGAUCCUGUCCAGUGCAAACCAUAGCGGUUGUUGCGAUGGGAAGGGAGCUGCUAGUCACUACUUUGGAGCUGGAAGCUUUGCGCACACUUUUGUCACGUGACGGGAGGAUGCUCGGCCAAUCGGGAUGCAAGGAGGUGCAUAUAAUGUUGGCAGAAAGUGGCACUCCCGUCAAGUUGCUGGGGAGGAGCACCUUAUACCCCCCCUUAAGAAGCGACAGACCCCGGGCAUCUCCGAGCUGCACCCACGAGCACCCUACUCCUUAGAAGAGCUCUCCAAGGAAAGCUGCGCCAAGCAUCUGGGACGCACAGGGUUCUUAGUCCCUUGAAGAUGAAGGCUGCAAUGUCACUGCUGGGAAGCCAGAGCAUUAUCUCAGUCACCGAGAUCCUUAUUGCCUCUGCUGUCUUCUGUCUGACGUUCAUGGUCAUCAGAUCCUUCCGGCAGCAGAUCCCCAAGGGGCUGAAGAGGCUCCCAGGACCAAGGGGUUACCCCCUGAUAGGCAACGUGCUGGAGCUGGGGAGCAAUCCACACCUGACCUUGACUCAGAUGAGCCAGAAGUAUGGAGAUGUGAUGCAGAUACGGAUCGGCACCAGACCUGUGCUUGUGCUGAGUGGUUUGGACACCAUCAAACAAGCCCUGGUGAAGCAAGGGGAGGACUUCAUGGGGCGCCCUGAUCUCUACAGUUUCCGCUACAUUGGAGAUGGCCAGAGCUUGACCUUCAGCACUGAUUCAGGGGAGGUGUGGAGAGCUCGCAGGAAGUUGGCCCAGAAUGCCCUGAAGACCUUCUCUGUCUCGCCCAGCCCCAACUCUUCGUCCACCUGCCUCCUCGAGGAGCACGUCUCCAAAGAAGCUGACUACCUAAUAAGAAAGUUGCUGCAACUGAUGGAAGAGAAGAAGAGGUUUGACCCCUAUCGGUAUGUGGUGGUCUCUGUGGCCAAUGUCAUCUGUGCCAUGUGCUUUGGCAACCGUUACGACCAUGGUGACCAGGAGCUGCUCAGUAUGGUAAACCUGAACAAUGAGUUUGGGGAUGUGGCUGCUUCCGGCAACCCUGCAGAUUUCAUCCCAGUGCUCCAGUAUCUCCCUAGCCGCACCAUGAAAAUUUUCAAGGAUCUCAAUGAGAGGUUCAACUCCUUUUUGCAGAAGAUUGUUAAGGAGCACUACAGCAGCUUUGAUAAGGACAAUAUUCGGGACAUCACCGACUCCCUGAUUGAGCAUUGUCAGGAGAAGAAAGUGUAUGAAUCUGCCAACAUUCAGCUCUCUGAUCAGAAGAUCAUCAGCAUUGUCAAUGACCUUUUUGGAGCUGGUUUUGACACUGUGACAACUGCGUUGUCCUGGAGUCUCAUGUAUCUUGUGACAUAUCCAGAAAUUCAGAAGAAGAUUCAUGAAGAAUUAGAUCAGUUGAUUGGCAGAGAGAGGAGACCCAGACUAUCAGACCGGCCCCUGCUGCCCUAUACAGAAGCUUUUAUCUUAGAGAUGUUCCGACAUUCCUCCUUCCUGCCCUUCACCAUUCCUCACUGCACAACGAAAGACACAGUACUGAAUGGCUACUUCAUCCCGAAGGACCUCUGUGUGUUUGUCAACCAGUGGCAAGUCAAUCACGAUGAGAAGCUUUGGAAAGAUCCAUCUACCUUCAACCCAGAGCGUUUCCUCAGUGCUGAAGGGACUGAAGUAAACAGGGCAGAGAGUGAGAAAGUGAUGAUGUUUGGCUUGGGGAAGAGGAAGUGCAUUGGUGAGUCCAUUGGCAGGUGGGAGGUCUUCCUCUUCUUGACCACCCUGCUCCAGCAAUUGGAGUUCAGCAUAUGUGAUGGUGAGAAGGCGGACAUAACACCUCAGUAUGGACUGACCAUGAAGCACAAAAGGUGUGAGCACUUCCAGAUUAAACCGCGCUUUGAAGUGAAAAGCUCUGGGUGAGCUGCAGAUUCUCAUUGCUAGGACAUGGAGGGGAAAUGCCACAUCACAAUAUUUUGGCUUUUGGGAACUACCACCAAGACUGCUUUGAAGGCUGACAUGCUAUAGAGUCUAAGAUAAUAGAAGCCAUGUUGACUCUGCAUCUGUACUGACAUCGUGGAGGCUUGCUCAUAUCUGAUAUGUAAAUGUACUCUAUCUGCUGCUGCCUAUUGGCAUUCAAAGACUGUUUUGCAACUGACUCAAAAAUUGGCAAAGCCUACCAAGUAUACUCUGAGGAGCAUGCCCUAUAGCAGGGGUCGGCAACCUUUCAGAAGUGGUGUGCUGAGUCUUCUUUUAUUCACUUUAAUUUAAGGUUUCGCGUGCCAGUAAUACAUUUUAACGUCUUUUAGAAAGUAUCUCAAUAUAUUAUAUAACUAAACUAUUGUUGAAUGUAAACAAGGUUUUCAAAAUGUUUAAGAAGCUUCAUUUAAAAUUAAAUUAAAAUGCUGAUCUUACGCCACCGGCCCGCUCAGCCCGCUGCCAGCCUAGGAUUCCGUUCACCUAGGCUGGCAGCAGGCUGAGCGAGGGCCUGCAGCAGGAACCCUGGCUGGCAAGGGGCCGGCAGCCAGAACCCCAGACUGGCAGCGGGCUGAGCGGGGCCAGGACCCCAGACUGGCAGUGGGCUGAGCGGCUCAGCCCGCUGCUACUCAGCCCACUGCCAGUCUGCGGUUCAGUCCACUGGCUCCUG